GGGGAAGCUUGGCCCUCGCCGGCACCCGUAGUCGUCUGUCUCCCUCCUAGUCCUUCCUCUUCUAGAGGCGCCGAAGCAGCAAGGCCCUGCUGCCUCACGCGCCGGAGAGACUCCGAGGGAGACGCAGAGAGAGAUGGCCGAUUAUUGGAAAUCUCAGCCCAAGAAAUUCUGUGAUUACUGCAAGUGCUGGAUAGCAGACAACAAGCCUAGCAUUGACUUCCAUGAAAGAGGAAAAAAUCAUAAAGAAAAUGUGGCUAAGAAAAUUAGUGAGAUUAAAAAGAAAAGUUUGGAGAAAGCAAAAGAAGAGGAAAAAAUGUCCAAGGAAUUUGCAGCCAUGGAGGAAGCUGCAAUGAAGGCAUAUCAGGAGGAUUUAAAAAGACUUGGUGCUAAGGCAGAACCUGCAGGUCAGAGUUCAACACCCAAAAAGCAGGAAGAGAAAAAAGAAAAGAAAGCAAAGAGGAAAAAAGAGACAACAGAAAUUUCAUCAGAAACAAAUGAAUGGGUGCGAGGCUUUUCUGCGGAAGGCUAUGUAUAUUAUUACAACACAAUAUCAGGAGCAUCACAGUGGGAGAAACCAGAAGGAUUUCAGGACAGCACUCAGGAGUCCCAAACGAUGGCUCUGUGGAUAGAAGGAACAAAUGAAGAUGGUCAUACCUAUUACUAUAAUACUGAAACUGGAGUAUCAACCUGGGAAAAGCCUGAUGGUUUUGUGUCCCAAUCAAACAAGAGCGGUGAAAAUGAACAUCAUUCUGAAGAAAGCUCAGAAAUGGGAUCAAAAAGAGAUAAAUCAGAUAAUACAAAGGAAGGUAACAAAAGUGAACUACAAAAACCAAAACGAAAUUUCCGAAGGAAGACAGAAAGUGAUGAUGAAAUAGAGGAGAAGCCUCGUAAACGUAAAAAAAUUAGCCCUUAUGGUGAAUGGCAGGAAGUGAAACGGGAAAGCAUUGAUCAGGAAGACACAGCACCUUCUCUGCCAAAAACAUCCCUUGCAGCAUCUGAAAUAGCUAAGCCUUAUGGUGAAUGGGAGGAAAUUACAGAAGAGGAAGAUCCAUAUGAAAAAGUAGACUUGGAGCUUCCUGACAUGGAUCAUGACUCGCUGACUGCUCCCAGUCUGGAAAAGGGAGAAGAUGCCAAUCUGAUAUUUAAAGAAAAAACUGUUACUUCUCUUGGUGACACAGAAGAGGGGAUACCUGUUUUCAAAAAGCGAAAAUUUGAAAAUGGAAAAUCUAGAAACAUACGACAGAGACUGAGUGAUCACUAAUAAUUUAACUACAAAGUCUAGAUUUUUUUUUUUUUUUUUGGGGAGGGUUAGAAGAGGAAAAGGGUGAAAUAAGGAAAUAUUUUAAACAUUUUCUUGACAUGAAACGUUUAGGAACAAAGAUUCUUGUUCUUUUUAAAAAGUAUCUUUAGUAUAUACAUUUAGGUAUCUUAUUUUAAGGUGAUUCUAUUUUUGUUUGUUGUAAAGUUUAUUUCAUUUAUGCAGUUAUGUAAAUAUAAUAUUUUUACAGACCGUGCCAUAUGAAUUCAUGUUUCUUGUCUUACAAUCAAUAUGUUCUGUUGUGGCAAUUCUUAAGUGAAAUGGGACUACAGAUAUUUGACUGCUCUUGUUGUGUCUACUCAACGGAUAAACAUCAAUGAAUGCUUAAGUGGGUGGGGUUCGGAAUCAGACUUCAUAGCAGCUGCUUUUCAAGACAGUAGUGUCGGAUGUAUGGUACUGUCUCUCCUCGACUUGAUUCAGAGACGGUGAUAAAAGGUCAUCCUUUCUGUUUUUAAAAAAAUGAAAUUAAUAAAUGUGUAAUCAUGUAGCUCUUAAGUCAUUUUAGAAAUUCUGAAAUCUGGUCUCAGCCACUAUUACUGAACCUUUCUCUAAUUUGUUGUGACAGAAAGUAAUAGGAUACCUGCAGAUCACAAUUUAAAUUUAGGGAUGAUGUAAUUGUGAAGAACAGAAUUUUAGAUCCAUGAUAUAUUGCUUAUACUGUCCUUCCUUCCUUCCUUUCUUUUUGGUGUUAAAUCUUUCUGUUAUCCUCCUGCUGCAUCUUUGUUGUGUGGGAGAGGGAGAAAUACCUGUGUGUUCCUUUGAUUCAGUUCUUUAUCUUGGAAGCUUUAGAAGAGAAGAAAAAAUAUGUUAUGUAUUAGCGAUGUUGCAUACAAAUAUAGAUCAAUCUCUUGCUUUACCAAGGUUUUCUUAGUAGGACUUGGACAUGGCAUUUGUUGUGCCAUUCUCCCUCAUCUAUGCAGGAAGAGAAUUCUGCAUGUACUUUGCAUGUACUUUUUUGGAGCAGAGAGAGCACGCGCCUGAAUUCUCUGAUACUUGCACAUCGUGUAAAUGUCCAUUUGCCACAAUUUCUUCUGUUGCUAGUUCCAGAGGUGGCAGAAUGCUCUGCAGAAACUUCUGAGACUCACUAAGCAUGGGCUACUCCUGCCUUCCUUGCCUAGAAACACUGUUUUUCCCCACUGUGUACAGCUAGUAGCAGAAGCCAAGGGAGUCAGUUCUUGCAAGAAACAUGAAAGAACAGAAAACAUAAUUUAGUACAAUUUCUACCAAGGUGCUCAGAAGAGCAAACAAGUGCCAAAUUAAGAGCCACUUCUGUUUUGUUUGUUGUGUUAUGCAGAAAUUUUCAUCAGAGAACAGGGCAUAUAUGCUUCUUUGCAGCCUAUCUUUCCCCAAGUCCAAAAUCUUCUCCAGAACCAUUCCAUGGUUUUUGAGUCAAGCAUCCCAUUGAUUCUAUUCUUCUUCUUGCUGUUUUUCAUGUGUCUACUUAUUUAGGUUGUCCCUUUCUUUCCAGCACUUGCUUACAAGAUCAGCAAUCCAUCUCGGAUGUGUACAUUAUUCAGACUACAGAGCUGACAAAUCUAAAAGCCAGCGUGAUGAGAAUUAUUACAGACUUUUCAACUGUUUUUGUUAAUAAGAUUCACUGACAGUUCACAGAAGAAUGAAACAGACCACCUUGUCUGAUAAAAAGUAAAUGGAUUAUCAAAAGAAUAAACCAUAUUUGAUGGUCUGGAUUGAUUUCUUCAGAUCUUGAAAACAAAACUACUAGCAAGUAAAUAUUCAAAAUACUGUGGAAUAUGUCUUGAAAAAUAUACUGCUGUUAUUUCUAGUGGGGAAAUAUCCUAUACUACCAUACUGACAGCUUUCCUACAAAAAAGCAAAGGUGUUGGUGGUGCUGAAACAGAAUGCCAAACAAAGCCCAAGAAGAUGCUGUCAUUAACCUCAAAUCAAUGCAAGAACUGGGCAAACAAUUGGGCUUUGAAUGGACCAUGGUCGCCUAUGAGCUGGGAUUCAGUCGUGCAGAGAUAAGCCAGUUUUGCACAGCUACCACUGAGAAGAAAGGUCAAGCCCAGAAAAUGCUGGUGUACUGGUAUGAAAAAUCAAGGAGUAAGAUCAACAAGACAAAAGUACUUCAAGAUGCUCUGGAAAGGUCAGGAAGGAAAGACCUGGCUGAUAAACUUCGAUGUCUUCACUGGGGACAUCAAAAGCUGAGCAAUAGGGUGGAGCUGCCUUCUGCUUUUCCCUUUCUCAUUACUGUUUAUAAAACAAUUAACAACCAAGAAGGGCUUAAGAAAAUUAACCAACUGGGUUACAAAUCAUAGAAUCAUAUAUACCUAGAAGCUGUAGUGAAACUGUGAGUAUGUCUGAAGUUCACAUAUAUUGACUUAAAACUUGUGUUAUACUGCUACCUUGUUUAAGGCACUUACACCUGGUUUUAGUUUUGACUCAGUUGUUUGACCAGUUGUGAACAUUUUAGUAUUUUAAUAUGCAAAUCCAAAUCUGGUACGAUGUCUCACUUAAGACACAGAUACAUAAUUUACUGUAGAUUAGGAUUUUAAUUAUAUAUUAUUGAUGAAGGGAGUGUUUUGUAUUUUGAUCAUUAAACAAUAUAACCACACCAGAAAAGACCUAAAAGCAGAAAAUUAUUAUUUAAAAUUAUCUAAAAUCUUUUCAGAAAUUAAAGGAACUGUUUACAAUCAGAACCACUUUUAAAACAUCCAGAUCCCCGUACCUUCUUUAUUGUAGACAUGGAUGCCUCUAAUGUGGCCAUUGGGGCAAUUCUUUUCUAUGAUGCCAGAGGCUCACCUUUUUCCCUGUGCCUACUACUCAAGAAAACUGACAUCAACUGAGCAGAACUACAUUUUGGAGAAAGAUCUCCUGACAAUCUAGUCUGCAUUUGAACUGUGGAAACAAGUCAUUGAGAUAGCUGCCUAUAAACUUCCUGGCAGCUCCCUGGUGUAUUUGUUGUUUGCAACUGUCUUACCUAAAUGACUGGCAAUACUCUUUGGUAUUCAUGUUUUCUUGACCUUGGACUGGCUAUGAUUGACUGUUUACUCCUUGCUGACUUCUUUGACAUGUUGUAACGAUUUCUGGACUGGCUGAUGACCACCCUCUUGCUUCUGCCUUCAUCUUGUUUAGAUAACCUAUCCUGGAAAGAAGUAACUACCUGACAGUUCUUGUAUUCUAACCACCUGCUUCCUGGCCAAUUGCAGCAUAGGACAAAAAUAUACAUGGAAAUUGUUUUGGAAAUGAGUUUUGAACAUCAAUAUUUGAUUUGUGAAAGAAAUUCUAUGACCAACAGGCACCUCUUCCAUGAUGCACAAUUGUAUAUAUUUUCCUCCUUUUUAAAACUGUUUUGUAACACACAAGCUAAAACUAACUAUCCCCUAGUAAUUGUGUUCUACUGCAUUAAGAGCCAAGUAAAUUUCCCCAGGGGCUGACUAUUGCUUCUAUUUUGCCCUCUGUGUUUGGUCAGCCAUGGAGACUGAACCAAAACAAGACUGAACCAUGAAGUUCUAUCUGAACGCCUUUGUAUAUAUUUCUGUUUGCAUCACAGCUGGCUAGUCUUAAACAGUGAAAAAGAAAAACCAUAUUAAACGAUAGUGUAUUCAAUGAUGAAACAAGCAUUUCCAUUUAAUUUUAUAAAUAAAUUAAGAACAGAUCUUUUUGUUUCA
Sceloporus undulatus (fence lizard) is the source of this 4947-nucleotide messenger RNA. It is a transcript of the gene WBP4, whose product is annotated as WW domain binding protein 4. Gene Ontology annotation, molecular function: protein binding; zinc ion binding; RNA binding. The coding region runs from base 134 to 1261 and encodes 375 amino acids. Lineage: Eukaryota; Metazoa; Chordata; Lepidosauria; Squamata; Phrynosomatidae. The record is from RefSeq and is a predicted model, not a curated record. Gene Ontology annotation, biological process: mRNA splicing, via spliceosome. Gene Ontology annotation, cellular component: precatalytic spliceosome; nucleus. The transcript has 13 exons.